Molecule: messenger RNA, 514 nt
Organism: Myzus persicae (green peach aphid)
Lineage: Eukaryota; Metazoa; Arthropoda; Insecta; Hemiptera; Aphididae
Product: nuclear protein 1
Exons: 2
Coding region: 185-415 (76 amino acids)
Biological process (GO): negative regulation of cell cycle; negative regulation of cell population proliferation; regulation of transcription by RNA polymerase II
Cellular component (GO): nucleus
Source: RefSeq, a predicted model, not a curated record
UCUGUCGCUCUGUCGGUACGAAAACUUCAAGUGGGGAGAAGAACCAUAAUAUAAUACAACAAAAAAAAUCAGACAUUAACGCACACACACGACCAUCCAAGACAAACAACGCGGAAACCGUCGAAUAUAACCGUCAGCGUGCACGUCUUAAAGUCGUAAAUCCCUUAUCCAACGAGAAUUAAACAUGUCUGCCGUCCCAAAUUUGGAAGAUGAGUACGACGAGUACAACUAUGAUCAAGACAAAUUGGUCAACAGCGGACACAGCGGUAAGAACAGAAGCAAGAAAGAGGCCAGCGAACACACCAAUCAUUUCGAUCCGAGCGGUCACUCUAGGAAAAUCUCUGCUAAAUUGCAUAACACUGAAGCCAACAAGAAGGAUGAGAAUUUGAAGCCCCAUCCAACGACUAGAAAGUGAUGUACAAGAGCGCUUCCUCACCAAAUAUCAAUGUCUUGCUACGGUUUUACUUAUAUUUUUUUUUUCUUUUUUUUUCCAACAAACUAAUUGAUUGCUCAU